Molecule: messenger RNA, 1188 nt
Organism: Auxenochlorella protothecoides
Lineage: Eukaryota; Viridiplantae; Chlorophyta; Trebouxiophyceae; Chlorellales; Chlorellaceae
Product: Zinc finger CCCH domain-containing protein 63
Exons: 5
Coding region: 1-1188 (395 amino acids)
Molecular function (GO): mRNA binding; metal ion binding
Source: RefSeq, a predicted model, not a curated record
AUGGCGGGCACACGACCCCCCUCCCUCCGCGCCGUGAUUUUGCGGUCCGGGCAAGGCGUCGAGGAGGUCAUUGGCGGGGAGCGUCAGGGCUUGGGAGCGCUGGAGGAGCUCAUGCAUGUGUCUGAAGGCGAAAUAGAGAUCCAUGUCUUCAAGGCGCCGCAAUUACAGGACCUGCCGGAGUACCUGGCAGCCAAGAAGCCAAACAUGCUGUACAUAAGCGGCCACCCACAGCCUGCCGCGGUCGAGCUCUUCCUCCGUGCACUCACCGGGCUCAACCUGUUUGCCGUCUACAUCGACGCGGCGGGCUGCGAGGACCUAGGUGAGGGGCUGUGGGGGGGGGGACCGGGAGUGCACUGGGCCUUGGGGCAUCCAGAUCCGGCAGGGGCGCGGUCACUGGAUGCCGCUCUGUGGACUGUGUGCCCAGAGGGUGCUGGGCCUCAGCCCCCCACACCCUGCGCUUCCCUCCCGCACACCAGCUCCCCCCCCUCCCCCCCCUCCCUUCCACGGCUCAGCUGCAAGUUUUCACACCCCCUGGAGCUCCUGCCAGAGCUACGCUACAACUCCCUGAACCUCCCCCUCCGCCCCGGCGAGCCGACCUGUGCCUACUACUCCAAGCACUGGAGGUGCUCCUUUGGAAACACGUGCAAGUUCCACCAUCCCGAGCCGCCCCAGGGCCUGGGCGGCCACGCCCCUGCCUCGACCACCUCCGCGGACGGAAUGCGUGUGGAGCCUCGGGACGCGCAGGUUCGGCACAUGCCUCCCUCGCCCUUCGACCGCGCCGCCUCGGGCCUGCUGGGCCCGCUGCGACGGGCGCCCCUCAGCGUGCACGUCGCGUCGGUCGCCGUGGCGGCACCGCGCACGCCGGAGCCCCAGACCCCCGACUCCCGCUCCCCGGGGGCGGACGCCGGGGUCCCUCAGGACGUGCCCCCCGGACCCGGCGCCAGCCUGCCCCUCAUGGUCUUCUGCGGGAGCGCCAGUGGCGUCGGGCCCAGGAGCCAGGCCUCCAUGGCGGGGGUGGGCUCCAGCUUCUUCGCCUCCGGUCUGCAGGGACUGGGCGAGGCGGAGGAGCCGGAGGACGUGGAAGGGCCUGAGGACGUGGAAGGGCCGCUGGAGGAUGCAGAAGGGCCGGAGGACGUGGAAGGGCCAGGGAAUGCGGGUGACCGUGGCAGGAACCCAGACCAGGAUUGA